UUUCAGAGCUGAAACCACACUGUGGUCAGUUCAGUGCUGGUUAGGAGAUGAACUACUUAAGAAACCAAAGUUUUAAGAUGAUUAUUCUAAACAACAGACAUAUUGCUUUUGCUUGUCUCCUUUGUUUACUCACAGGUUGUGCGUCAGCAGACCACAUAAUUACCACAGUGGGUACAGAUGUUACUUUAAGGUGCAGCUAUGAUGUUCAGUUCUAUGGUAGGCUGGGUAUGUGCUGGGGUCGAGGGGCCAUUCCCAACAGCGGUUGUGCUGAUGAGGUGCUCAAGGCUGAUGGGACAUCAGUGAUCAGUAGGCUGUCAGAAAGGUACCUGCUCAUGGGUAAUCUUGGUGAGGGUGAUGUGUCGCUGACUAUCAGGCAGGUUGAGGAGAGUGACUCGGGCACAUAUGGCUGCCGUGUGGACAUACCAGGCUGGUUCAAUGAUCAGAAACAUCAUGUCACUCUUACAGUCAAUGCAGCGCGUCCAGCUCCCCUGAAAGUAGAGGCAAGAGAGGUAAAGGAAAGAACUAUCACUGUUCGAUGGACUCUGGCUUUUGAUGGCGGAAGACCAAUUACAGAAUACAUAAUUGAUCUUAAAAACAAAUAUGCAUUAUGGGAUACAGCUAUAAGAACUGUAAUUUCUCAACCGCAGCUGACUCAGGUGACUUUAAUGGAUUUGCAUCCAGCCAAGACCUACAACAUUCGCAUGUUUGCUGUCAACAGUGUGGGAAUGAGUGAUGCCAGCAAUGCCCUGACACUCACUACAAAAGAAGCAGCACCACAGGGUCCCCCCCUUGAUAUGCGACUCGAGGCUCAGAGUUCUAACAGUAUCAGAGUUUCUUGGAAGCCUCCAAAGGUGGAAGACAGAAAUGGAGUUCUGCAGAGUUACAGGAUUAGCUACAGAGAGUAUGAUCCUUUGGCCAAACUGCUUCAGCGAUGGGAACACCUCAGCGUCCCAUUCACAGGGGAGCUAGAGAGCACCAUUCUGAUGAACCUGAACCCAUCCACCAAGUACAGCGUGUCAAUACAGGCCAAAACAAAAGCAGGAAUAGGGCCUGCCUCGAUUGCACCUCCCUGCUCUACUUUAGAAGAAGUUCACAAAGAAACAGUGGUAACAAGUCCUUCUUCCAUUUCUGCUACAAUGUGGAUGCAACACACAGGUCUGACUUCAGCUUCAACAGCUGAGACCAUUUCUUCAUUCCCGUUCUGGGAAGAAACCACCACAAGUACCACCAUGAGUAUUGCAUCAGUGUCCCCAGACCCACCAGUAGUUGAGGUGAAAGAGGUGAAAGACAAUACAUUUUCUCUCAUCUGGACUCCUGGGUUUGAAGGCGAUAGCCCCAUCAUUGGCUACUACUUAGAGUAUAAAGCAGCCAAUGCCUCUUGGGAUUACAGUAAGAAUGUUGUAGACUAUGGCCCUAACCAGAGAGAGGCCACAAUAAUAGAGAUAAAUCCUUCAACAUACAACAUCCGUAUGUUUGCCAAGAACAGUCUGAGUACCAGUAAAGCAAGUAAUGUUCUCACAAUCACCACCGGAGAAGCAGGUUCUCACAGGGACAGUCUCAUUGCCACCAUUUCAACUGAUACUGAUGUGUCUACUGAGGACAGUCCUGGUGUUCACCCAGCUGCCAUCUUUGUGCCAGUGGUAAUGGUGGUGUUGACUGGUGCUGUAGUAACUUUGCUGCUUUUACGAAAGAAACACAAGACCAGUAUGACCAUGUGGCUGACCAACGGAGUGAUGCGUUACAGAGGUGCAGAGUCACUACAAGAGCUUUAAAACUGUAUUUGUAUGUAUGUCUGUAUUUUAUCCAAAGGAGAGAGGGGGAAACUGAAAGGAGCAGUACUUCUUUAUUUUAUUAAAUCUGAUAAGGAAGAUUGAAGUGUUUCUUCCCUUUUCUUUUUUAAAUGUAAGAAAGAGACAGUUUCUCAAACAAUGGCUUCUCUUAAUGUGAUUUAAAUGAACUAAGCCAAGAAAAUAACUUUUACUCUGCAAAGACUCACUAAAGCUGCUCACAAUAAAGUGUAGUUUGGAAUUUUUAUACUGUUUAUACAAUGUUUAUACAUUAUAUGUAGUUUCAGUCUUUGUUGAGUAACUGCAUUUUUAUUGCUAACGCUUUUAUAACCAUCAGCAAUUUAUCAUGUAAUGAAAAGGCACCACUGCUUUGAAAUAAUUUGCUUUUGCUAAUAAACAUCUGUGGGAUUUCUA
Melanotaenia boesemani (Boeseman's rainbowfish) is the source of this 2201-nucleotide messenger RNA. Its product is annotated as Down syndrome cell adhesion molecule homolog. The coding region runs from base 48 to 1772 and encodes 574 amino acids. Lineage: Eukaryota; Metazoa; Chordata; Actinopteri; Atheriniformes; Melanotaeniidae. Gene Ontology annotation, molecular function: protein binding. The record is from RefSeq and is a predicted model, not a curated record. The transcript is spliced from 14 exons.